CUGCUUCUUCUCCUAACCAGCGGCCUGCUGCCCGAGAUAGGAAACUGACAAGCAGCUGAGUUUCCUUUGCUCCGCCUGGGAGCGCGACUCGAUGAACUUUUGACCCCCGGCGGCACCUUCUGGCGCUCGAGCCUGUGCUCGGGGCAGCUCCACUUCCGCUGACGUCAUCGCGGCGACACGUGGAUCCAAGAUGGCGGCGGCGAUGGAUUGGUUGCCAUGGCCUUUGCUGCUUCUCUCUCUCACGUGGGAAACAAGCGCCUUCUAUGUCCCUGGGGUUGCUCCCAUCAACUUCCACCAGAAUGACCCUGUAGAAAUCAAGGCUGUGAAACUUACCAGCUCUCGAACCCAGCUACCUUAUGAAUACUACUCACUGCCUUUCUGCCAUCCCAGAAAAAUAACCUACAAAGCAGAGAAUCUGGGAGAGGUGCUGAGAGGGGACCGGAUUGUCAACACCCCUUUCCAGGUUCUCAUGAACAGCGAAAAGAAGUGCGAAGUUCUCUGUGGUGAAUCCAAGCCAGUGACCCUGAGCGUGGAACAGAGCCGGCUCGUGGCUGAGCGGAUCACAGAGGACUACUACGUCCACCUCAUUGCCGAUAACCUGCCUGUGGCCACUCGGCUGGAGCUGUACUCCAGCCGCGAGGGAGAUGACAGGAAGAAGGAGAAAGAUGUGCAGUUUGAACACGGCUACCGGCUCGGCUUCAUGGAUGUCAACAAGAUCUACCUGCACAACCACCUCUCAUUCAUCCUCUACUACCACCGGGAGGAUCUGGAAGAGGACCAGGAGCACACGUACCGCGUCGUCCGCUUCGAGGUGAUUCCCCAGAGCAUCAGGCUGGAGGACCUCAAAACAGGCGAGAAGAAUUCAUGCACCCUGCCUGAGGGCACCAACUCCUUACCCCAAGAAAUUGACCCCAACAAGGAGAAUCAGCUGUACUUCACAUACUCUGUCCAUUGGGAGGAAAGUGACAUCAAAUGGGCCUCUCGGUGGGACACUUACUUGACCAUGAGUGACGUGCAGAUUCACUGGUUCUCGAUUAUAAACUCUGUCGUGGUGGUCUUCUUCUUGUCAGGCAUCCUGAGCAUGAUUAUCAUUCGGACUUUGCGGAAGGACAUCGCCAACUACAACAAGGAGGAUGACAUUGAAGACACCAUGGAAGAGUCUGGAUGGAAGCUGGUGCAUGGUGAUGUCUUCAGGCCCCCCCAGUACCCUAUGAUCCUCAGCUCCUUGUUGGGCUCAGGCAUUCAGCUCUUCUGUAUGAUCCUCAUCGUCAUCUUUGUGGCCAUGCUCGGGAUGCUGUCGCCCUCCAGCCGGGGAGCUCUCAUGACCACAGCCUGCUUCCUCUUCAUGUUCAUGGGUGUGUUCGGUGGAUUUUCUGCUGGCCGUCUCUACCGCACUCUCAAAGGCCACCGGUGGAAGAAAGGCGCCUUCUGUACGGCAACUUUGUACCCUGGUGUGGUGUUUGGCAUCUGCUUUGUGUUGAAUUGCUUCAUCUGGGGCAAACACUCAUCGGGAGCGGUGCCCUUUCCCACCAUGGUGGCCCUGCUGUGCAUGUGGUUCGGCAUCUCACUGCCCCUCGUCUACUUGGGUUACUACUUCGGCUUCCGUAAGCAACCGUAUGACAAUCCUGUGCGCACCAACCAGAUCCCCCGGCAGAUCCCUGAGCAGCGGUGGUACAUGAACCGGUUUGUGGGCAUCCUCAUGGCUGGGAUCCUGCCAUUCGGCGCCAUGUUCAUCGAGCUUUUCUUCAUUUUCAGCGCAAUAUGGGAGAAUCAGUUUUAUUAUCUCUUCGGCUUCCUGUUUCUUGUCUUCAUCAUCCUGGUGGUGUCCUGCUCCCAAAUCAGCAUUGUCAUGGUAUACUUCCAGCUCUGUGCAGAGGAUUACCGCUGGUGGUGGCGAAACUUUCUGGUCUCCGGUGGUUCUGCAUUCUAUGUCCUGGUCUACGCCAUCUUUUAUUUUGUUAACAAGCUGGACAUUGUUGAGUUCAUACCUUCGCUGCUCUACUUUGGCUACACGGCCCUCAUGGUCCUGUCCUUCUGGCUCCUCACGGGCACCAUCGGCUUCUAUGCGGCCUACAUGUUCGUGCGCAAGAUCUAUGCUGCUGUGAAGAUAGACUGAUGGGAUGGACUCAACCAUGGCCAGGCCUACUUUGUCCUCGGACAGGAAGCCACCUGCGAGGGUGACUGCAGGCACCCAAAAUAAAAUAGCUCCUGCUCUUUGGGAAUGUAACUCCUGGCACAGUGUUCCUGGAUCCUGGGACUGCGCGGGGGGGUGGGAGGGCCUGUAGAUAAAUCUUGCAUUUUUCUUCAUCUUAUUCCGAUUCUGUGGGGGAUGCGUAUUUUUGUGGGUUGAUUUUUUUUUUUUUUUUCAGUGCUAAGAAAGUUCCUUUGGCAGGAACUCUCUAACCUGUUUCUUCAGGUUUGGUUUUGGUUUGAGUUUUUUCCCCUUAGGUUUUAUCACAUGGACCCAGGAUGGAUGAAUCCACCAAGACACUGGGUCAUCGUCUCCACCUCAGUUCCUCAGGGCUGUUGGCCACCCUGCGACUAACUGGAAGAGAGACCGGCCUUCCGGGGCUCCAGAGCCACAGCCCUCAUCGUGGACACUGAAAAAAAGCUCAAUGUUAGCCGGACAUACGUGCUCAGUGCCAGCCAGCCUCUACCAGCCUCUUUCUUCCUGCCUCCUCCUGGGGCUGCCUACCAGAAGGCUUCCUGCCUGGCCUCUGCCUGCUGUCAGGACACUUCUUGGUUGCUCAAGGAAACCCCUGGAGGGGGGGCCUAGAGACUGAGAACAGCAGGGUCUCUUCUUCUCAGAGCGACAGGAUUUGGCUUGACUAAAGAAGAAACUUAAAUGAACUGUCUCGUGCCAAGAAAUCCUGGAUAUGGGGCCAAGUGUUUCCAGAGCAUGCAGGGACUUUCUGGGUGACAGGCCUCCCCAGUCAUUUCUUUAGGAGGUCACUGCUCUGUGCCAGGUGUGCAUGUGGUGGACCCUCGUGGUCCCAUUUUCAGGGCAAAGCCAGGCUUGUACCCCUUGGCCUGCUCCUUCGGGGCUGGAUGAGGCAUCUCCCUAGGCUUGCCUGCCUCGGUGCACUUGUUGAACUGGUCCAUUCAUCUAAGUUCUUGUUUCCCUUGGAGGAUACCCAGAACACUGCUUGUGGAUGGGAUGAUGGAAGGUAAGUUCCAUCACUCCUCCCCCACUUCCCAGGAAUGGGUUUAGAAAGUGGGAGUGAAUGGGGUGGGACUGGCAUCUCCAUAGAUAGUUGCUCUCACCUGUCCCCUUCCACACUACUUUGCCACAGUCCCUCUUGCACCUUAAAAACAUCAGCUCUUAAUGCGCCGGAGACCAAACCCAUCCCAGGGUUGAAGGGAUUCCUACUGCAAAACAAAGCUCAGGAUGCUGGUUAAGCUAGGAACACCCCACACACAUCACCUCACCCCCUACCCCAAGUCUCCCGCAAGCCCUAUUGGCUCCACCAAUCAAACCAAGUGAACUACUCCUCUACCUUGCCACAGUCACACCGCAGCGCCAGAUGGCGUCCGGAAAUCAGGAGGCGAGAAGGGGAGCCGAAUCAUUAGAGGAUAAGAGUUACUUUGUUCAUUCCAAUUGUGGAUUUUUUUUUUCCUCUGAAAAGAUUUUCUUGUGAGGUGUGGGAAAAUGGACCCAUAAGGAGUUUGAACAUCAUUCAUUUUUAUGAAUUUUUAAUCAUCAUCAUUAUUUUUAAUUAAAAAAUGCCUGUAUGCCUUUUUUGAUCCAGUUGUAAAUAAAUAUUCCAUUGUCCUAUU
Messenger RNA from Suncus etruscus (white-toothed pygmy shrew), 3777 nucleotides. RefSeq names its product transmembrane 9 superfamily member 4 (gene TM9SF4). The record is from RefSeq and is a predicted model, not a curated record. The coding region runs from base 191 to 2116 and encodes 641 amino acids. NCBI's taxonomy places the organism in Eukaryota, Metazoa, Chordata, Mammalia, Eulipotyphla, Soricidae. Gene Ontology annotation, biological process: protein localization to membrane. Gene Ontology annotation, cellular component: membrane. The transcript is spliced from 18 exons.